Molecule: messenger RNA, 1717 nt
Organism: Sardina pilchardus (European sardine)
Lineage: Eukaryota; Metazoa; Chordata; Actinopteri; Clupeiformes; Clupeidae
Gene: ankrd49
Product: ankyrin repeat domain 49
Exons: 3
Coding region: 222-893 (223 amino acids)
Biological process (GO): positive regulation of DNA-templated transcription
Molecular function (GO): protein binding
Source: RefSeq, a predicted model, not a curated record
UCGUGGUAACAGGGGUCGGUUAUCGGUAGGUGGAAAACUGCUGAUCGUUCAGGACCAACAGGGAAUGUGAGCAGUUGAAGGAAGACAACGCGUGCAGGUGUGCGGAGAUACAUUUUACUUAUUUAUUAAGUCGGAGUUAGAAAAAGCGAGGGCUUGGAGGCAAAGCGAGGCUUGGAGAAACACCAACACAUCUGAAGCACGUUCCGCGCCCCCUGAAAGAGAUGGAGUGCCCAGAGGGUUUUAACCAGCUGGAACUGCUGCAGACGCACGGGCACCUGAUCCCCAUGGCGACGAGCAGCGCGUGGAGUGAUGGAGAGGAGGAUGCGGAGGAGGAGAGCGAGCGCUCGGAGGAGUGGUACCAGCAGGAGGAGGCGCGGCUACAGCACACACACACUCCUGCAGAGCUGCUGCUGUGGGCCGCCGAGAACAACCGGCUGGCUACAGUGCAGCGGAUGCUGGCAUCAGACUCUUCUCUGAUUGGUUGCUGUGACUCAGAUGGGUACACCCCCCUUCACCGGGCAGCCUAUGGUGGGCAUGUGGGUGUGGCCUGUGCCCUGAUUGACGCAGGGGCGGGGCUUGAGGCGAGGACAGCAGAUGAUUGGACGCCACUCCACUGCGCAUGCCGCUGGGACAAUGUGGCCGUGGCCUCCUGUCUGCUGCGCUGUGGCGCGUCCGUGAACAGCCAAUCACGCGGCGGCCUGACCCCACUACACCUGGCCGCCGGAACCCCAGGCAGUGGGCGGAGCCUGGAGCUGCUGCUGAUGCAGCGCCACCUGCUGUCAGAAACGCGCAACUGCAGCGGCGACACAGCAGAAGAGAUAUCGCACCGUACCAGCAAACACCACACACUCUUUCAGAUCACACACACACACAAUAACACACACACACCCUAAUACACACACAUAUGCACCAGCAAACACCACACACUCUUUCAGAUCACACACACACACAAUAACACACACACACCCUAAUACACACACAUAUGCACCAGCAAACACCACACACUCUUUCAGAUCACACACACACACAAUAACACACACACACCCUAAUACACACACAUAUGCACCAUCAAACACCACACACUCUUUCAGAUCACACACACACACAUGCACCAUCAAACACCACACACUCUUUCAGAUCACACACACACACACAAUAACACACACACCCUGAUACACACACAUAUGCACCAUCAAACACCACACAAUCUUUCAGAUCACACACACACAGCAGCAAACACCACACACUCUUUCAGAUCACACACACACCCUAACACACAUGCAUACACUAUUCGCUCACCUACCUUGACUCACAUAUGAACUGCGAUCACAUCCCAUCCUUAAUCCUUAAUCCAUAGGGUUUCAUAUAACAUUGGUUUAUGAUGACGUUGGACCACUCUUUGCAGCUAUAACAGCUUCAACUCUUCUGUGAAGACUUUCCACAAGGAUUAGGAGUGUGUUUCUGGGAAUUUUCAACCAUUCUUUCAGAAGUGCAUUCGUGAAGUCACACAUUGAUGUUGGACGAGGACAAAAUAUCUUGGAUAAUGCUGAAGCAUUCAGAGUUCCUUUCACUGGAACUAAGGGGCCAAGGCCAGCCCAGGGAUGACCACUUCCUGUUCCAACAUGACUGCAGUGCACAAAGCACGGUCACAGGGUUGCUGCUUCCUGUGUGUCUGUCAUUGGUCAUUAAAUUGAGUUUUCACUGAUGCACCCGGUGU